Symbiodinium natans is the source of this 366-nucleotide messenger RNA. Lineage: Eukaryota; Dinophyceae; Suessiales; Symbiodiniaceae. The record is from the annotation of a GenBank genome assembly.
AUGAGCUCGCGCUUGAACUGGUGUGCAAGGAUGACGCCACGGCUCUCAAAUUUGAGGAUUUGCAUCCAGUUCAUAUGGCAAUUGUCCGAUUGCUUGGAAGAGCGUGACUACCUGGCUUUCCGAACUUCAUCGCGCAGCGAGAGUGGCGCGCAGGUCUUGCAGCAGCGGCGUCUACAAAGGACGCAGGCUCUGAAAGAGAAGCGCGUCCGUUGCAAGAAGCUGGGAAGGAAGAGGAACUUUUUCGGAGUGGAAUACAAGUACAUGAAGACAGGCUCCGCUUCCGACGGCUGGUCGGAGUGGUUGGCUUCCCUUGGAGCCUUAGCAAAUGACCCAUCGCUAAUUCUUGGUGCGUGCAUGCCUUAUUAA